AUGUCAGAUGAAACACAAUCGAAAAUUCGUCAUUGUUAUAAUCAAGCACAUGAAUGUAUUGCAUCACGUGAAUCUAUUCGUUGUUUAUUAGAUGCAUUGUCAUCUCAUGGUUGUACAUUUAAUUUUGAUCGUCAUUUAACAUGUGAAAUGAAUGGUGAAAAUCGACGAGGCGGUUUUGAUCGUUCAACAUGUCAAUUAGUUUUAUAUCCUGAAAAUCUUCAUUCAUUAGAAGAAUUUUGUAAUAUUUUUGAACAUGAACUUAUACAUGCUUAUGAUUAUUGUCGUGUAAAUAUUGAUUUUAAUAAUCCAUAUCAUCUUGCAUGUACAGAAAUUCGUGCAGCAUCAUUAUCAAAUCAAUGUUCUUUAUUUAAUCAUUUUUCAACAUCAUCAAGACCAUUUUUAUUAAAAAAUCAACAUUCAAUAUGUGUAAAAAAUCGAACACGAGAAUCAAUGGAAAUUUGUACAAAAUUUUCGAGAAAAAAACUUGAUGAAAUAAUCAAUCAUGUUUUUCUUCGUUGUUAUAAUGAUACGGAACCAUUUGAUGAAAUCGGAAAAAGAAGAAGACUAUAA
Molecule: messenger RNA, 570 nt
Organism: Rotaria sp. Silwood2
Lineage: Eukaryota; Metazoa; Rotifera; Eurotatoria; Philodinida; Philodinidae
Source: the annotation of a GenBank genome assembly